Messenger RNA from Harpia harpyja (harpy eagle), 1833 nucleotides. Its product is annotated as coiled-coil domain-containing protein 81-like. Lineage: Eukaryota; Metazoa; Chordata; Aves; Accipitriformes; Accipitridae. Bases 1 to 1833 code for a protein of 610 amino acids. The record is from RefSeq and is a predicted model, not a curated record. Gene Ontology annotation, cellular component: centrosome. The transcript has 12 exons.
AUGGCAAAAGACCUCUUCUUGCGGCCUCACUUGUCUCCAACAACUGAGAAGCUCAAGAGUACUGAGUUCGUCAAGAUUUGGGCCAGCACGUCAUGCUACCUCAGCCAACGGCUGGCUCUCCACCAGGUGGGACUUACCUCCUUCUCCUCCCCUCACAUCCUGACGAAGGUUGAUGAAGUCCUGACAGACCUUUGCCAUGGAGUGCAACUGGUUUGCCCCUCCUUUGAAAGACGGAACAAUGCCCCAGCACGACCCUGCAACGCACAGAUGUGCAACGGACCACCUCCUCUGUCCAUUCGGAUGUACAAUAAGGCUGUCCGCAUUCCUGGACUUGGGACUUUUGUGGUUGUCAGAGAGCGAGUAGUCAGCAAGGAGAAGGAUCCGGUGGUUGUGGAGAGACCCGUGUUUCAUCUUGCGAACGCUAUCGCGCGGGACCAUGGCCUCCGAUAUGGUUGCAUAGACAUUCCUGGUCAUCAACAUUUUGAGCAACUGCCAUACGCUCAGAUAGCCUCAGACAACGCUGUCUCUGAGGGCACGGUGCAGCUCUGCGUGGAAAGGACCAUGCGUCUUUUCCGUGUCUGCCUCGAGAACAGGGAUAACGUUGCCCUCGUUUGGAGGGACGUGGGCAUGCUGAUCAUCCAGGGAAGAGACGUAAAAAUGAGAUUUUACACAGACUUUCUGAAAAGGCUGAAUGGGACUGACCAGAUGUUGCAAGCUGUUCUCGAGAUGCCAGAGAUGAGGGACUCGGUCAUCUCACGCCAUGACACUGCUGCUUCCCAGACCUCUUCUGGGCGUGUUGUCGUCCUACCGGGGUACAAGCUUGAGACCGUGCCUAAAAUGCCAACAGUGAAAGCAGACCUGACAGGACAUGUGAAGGCCACCCCAGAGAAGGGCUGGGGAAAAGGUGAUGGCAGUGGAAAGAAAGAGGACCUUGCCGAGCAGCGCCUCCUUCGUCGAGCAAGGCUUUCUCCAAAGCGGUUACCUGCAGCGACUGUAAAGUCAGAGCAGGGUCAGAAAGCUGAGGGGAGGGAGCCUCGCGCCAGGCAGCUACCGGCCAUCCAGGGGAGCUCCUUGAAGGAAAAGGAGGAGAAAGAGAAACAGAAACUAAUUCCUCUGGUCGAACCCCGAACAGUAGACUUCAUUGCCAGAGCUAUUGAGAGGAGAGAAAAGAAUAAACACUUGAAGAGGAAGGAGAAGCUUCCAGAACACAUCCAGAAAUACUUGGAUAAAGAGGAAAAGGAGAAAACAGAGCUGGCGGAGGAGGAAAAAAGUAAACUGCAAACCCGGCCAGUGACCAAAAAGAAGGCUAAGAGCGAAAAGGAGACGGUGAAAGCGAAAGCUAAGAGAGAAAAGGAGACACAGAGGAGCCAGGAAUCCAGUACCGCUGAGCAAGCACCAGUCAGCCCCUCAACUAGCACGGAGACGGGGGACUCCAGCCCCGACCUCCUGGAGACGAUGAUGGAGGAGUGGGAAGAGGCCAGAGGAGAGCCACCCACAGUCUGCGAGGACGACACUGUCCCCCCUAAGCGGAGCCUUUCCCCACGGACACGCCAGGCCCUGCGGCAGGUGGUGACGUGCAUCCUGGGGCAGGUCACCCGCAAGCGCAGGGGGCAGAGGGAUGACCAGACGGAUCUGCAGGACAAGCUCAAGUGCGAGCUGGCAGUGCUGCAGUGGCGUCGGUUGGGGCAAGAGGCAUGCAGCAGCCCACAGCUGCGGGAAGCUGGACCCCAACCUGCACCCCCUGCUAGGGCAGGGAAGAGGAGGGCAGGACCGGUACGUGGUGUGGGCUCCUGGAGGGACUGUGUCGUGUCCACCUGUAGAAAAGCGCAGUGA